This is a messenger RNA of Durusdinium trenchii, 876 nucleotides long. NCBI's taxonomy places the organism in Eukaryota, Dinophyceae, Suessiales, Symbiodiniaceae. The record is from the annotation of a GenBank genome assembly.
AUGCUCGCCUUGCUCCCUGGGAAUCGCAAGUUGAAGCGAAAGAGUGCCUUUGACUUUGGAGCUUCCCCGAAGCGUCCUUCUCAGAGUCCACUCAAUGAUUCACAGGUGCCAGAUGGAGCUUCCCAGAAGUGUCCUUCUCAGACCCCGCUCAAUGAUUCGCAGGUGCCAAAUGGAGCUUCUCCGAAAGGUCCUUCUCAGAGCCCAAACAAUGAUUCGCAGCUACCAAAUUGCUAUUUUGAUGAUGCGAAAACACUUAUCUUGGGGGACGAAACUCCUAGCCAGGACGACAUUGACGAGAACGUCCCUUCAACAGGUGCUCCAACUGGUGGUGAUGGUGCCAAAAAGGAGGCUGAUGAGAUCGAGAACAAGAAGGAUGUCCAGGUUGUCAAGAAUGAUGCUGAGGAUGACAAGAAGGGUGUUGAGCCUGAGGUUGAUGACAAGAAGGUUGCAUUUGACAAAGAGGAGGACUUGCUGCGGGAUCCACGUUUCAAGAAAGGGUCACGACUGGCGGAUUUCAGUCCGCAGGGGCAGGCGCAACUCAAGGAGGUGCGACGCCUGCGGGCAAUAGAGAACUCCAACAUUUGGCACAACAAGUUUCAAUCGAAGGGAGUGCCGAAGAACCCUGCAGAACCACCACCUGUUGCCGCUGCCCCUGAAGCUGCUGCUGAAGAGUCGAGUUCUUCCAGUUCCAGACCUCUCACCCUGAAAGAUGCUCGUGAGAAGUUUAUGGGCGAUUUCUUUAAGGAGCACAAGAACAACUCUGAGUGGACGCAGCAGCAAAAGUUCAAGAUGGCAAACGCGGCUUGGAUGGAAAGUGAUCUUAGGUCCAGGAUCAUGCUGGCCAGAAAAGGCCAUGGCUCAAUCGGAGCUGAUUGA